UAUUUUGCCAAUAAGACGCUUUAUAAAUCGAAAUAGCCGAACCAUUCCAUCUGUUAGUUCCAUUCAAGCUUGCUACGCUAUUGGACCAUGUUCUAUUUUAAUCUAUUGGUGUUCGUCGCGCUUGCCAUCAUCCGGCUAGGCCGUUGCCAAGUGGCCCUUUCCGAUACGAACCAAGCAAGAACGAAGGCUACAGAAUGGUUAUUGAAAGAGUGGAUUGAACCCCUUCCAGGCGCUCCUACAAGAUUGACUGGAGGCUGGGACGAUUCGAACACGAUCCGCGUUUUAACCGCACUGCAAUUAGCUGAUAAUGGCUGGCUUUUCAAUCCUGCCAAUAAGGAAAAAGCUGAGCUGGCAAUUAGGCACAUGAAUAGUGAAAUCCUCAAUGGCCUCGUUAAGAGUGCAAACAUGACAUCACUGCCUGCCGAAGAGGGUGCGCAAUACAUCAACGGCUUACUUGCCACCUGUCAGAACCCAGAGAAUUUUUACGGUCAUAAUUUAGUGACUAUGUUAACUCGCAGAAUUGAUAGCAUUCCUUCUGGAUCCGGUACCAAGAAUGUAGGGCAAGUGAUUGCUGCAGUUUCCGCGCUUUGCAAUGCUGGAGCGCCUGUUCCAGCAGGAGCCAUUCAGCGCAUCAAUAGCGAACUUAAACCUACAUCAGGAAGUUGUCCGUUCUGCGUAGAAGGUUCCAGUAUGGCUAUUUUGGCCAUGAAGUGUUUGAGAGAUAGGGCUGGCCCAGUCGAUCCACUAGUAGCCGGGAUUAGUACUCGACAAAUUGCGUAUGUUAAGGGCAAGCAGGACAAAGACGGUGGUUUUGACGAUCUUAUUUCUACCACCAUUGCUGUACAGGCAGCGAAUGCAGUAGGAACAGUUAAUCUCCCGAUUAACGUAGCAGCGGCCCUUAACUACAUUCUCCAGGAUCAAGAUAAGGAAACGGGAAGUUUUGGUAACCCAGUUUUUACGUCCAUAGUGUUGCCUACGCUGAUUGGCCGCUCAGGACUUGAUGUUCGUACAGUCUCUUGCCCAGUUGCGAAAACUGCAGGCAAUCCCAUCCGCAGUGAUCAGAUAAGAAUGCUACUUUCCAUCGAGGAUAAUAUCUACGCCCAAACGACUGUUGAAACUAAAGUAGACACUGCCCCUGGCCAAACCAUAUUACAGAUAAUGAACGAGCAAUCUGCCAAACAUCCACGGGCCUUUAAAUUUGCGACGGAAGCAGUAAAUGGGGGAACACAAUUGACCGGAUUAAACAGCGUGAUUAACGACAGUAAAAAUAACUGGUCAUGGAGAGUAUUCCGGAUUCCUCCCGGGUCAAAUCAAACUCCUCAGCCGGUUGCUACACUGGAUAACGGACUGGGAACCAACGUACAAAAUGGAGACAGAAUAAUUUUUCGUUUUGGGCGAGGAUAAAACUAAAAAUUUUAUCCAGAUGACUUCUUGCCAUCUGGGAAAUUUUGCGUUACAUCUUCUUCUUUGGGAAUGGGUGAACAUGUUUGAAAAUUAUCAACAAAAUAGGUACCAGAAAAAAUGAAGUUUGAUAUAUGGAACCAAAUAAAUAAUCUUGAAGAAUA
This is a messenger RNA of Daphnia carinata, 1565 nucleotides long. RefSeq names its product cobalamin binding intrinsic factor-like. Gene Ontology annotation, molecular function: cobalamin binding. Gene Ontology annotation, biological process: cobalamin transport. The coding region runs from base 88 to 1404 and encodes 438 amino acids. The record is from RefSeq and is a predicted model, not a curated record. The transcript has 9 exons. NCBI's taxonomy places the organism in Eukaryota, Metazoa, Arthropoda, Branchiopoda, Diplostraca, Daphniidae.